Suncus etruscus (white-toothed pygmy shrew) is the source of this 3013-nucleotide messenger RNA. It is a transcript of the gene SFSWAP, whose product is annotated as splicing factor SWAP. The record is from RefSeq and is a predicted model, not a curated record. Gene Ontology annotation, biological process: RNA processing; mRNA 5'-splice site recognition. The coding region runs from base 1 to 2841 and encodes 946 amino acids. The transcript has 18 exons. NCBI's taxonomy places the organism in Eukaryota, Metazoa, Chordata, Mammalia, Eulipotyphla, Soricidae. Gene Ontology annotation, molecular function: RNA binding.
AUGUACGGCGCGGGCGGCGGCGGCGGCGGCCGCGCCAAGCCCGACAGGAAGAACGGCGGCGCGGAGGAGGCCGGGCCGGGCGGCGGCGGCGGCGGCGGCGCGGGCGCGGGGUCCCGGGUGGAGCUGCUGGUCUUCGGCUACGCCUGCAAGCUCUUCCGCGACGACGAGCGCGCGCUGGCGCAGGAGCAGGGACAGCACCUCAUCCCCUGGACGGGGGACCCCAAGAUCCUCGUCGACAGAUACGAUGGCCGGGGUCAUCUGCAUGACCUUUCUGAGUACGAUGCCGAGUAUUCCACAUGGAACAGAGAUUAUCAGCUGUCUGAAGAGGAGGCGCGAGUAGAGGCCCUGUGUGAUGAAGAGAGGUAUUUAGCCUUGCAUACGGACUUGCUUGAGGAGGAGGCAAGGCAAGAGGAAGAAUACAAGCGAUUGAGUGAAGCACUUGCCGAGGACGGCACCUACAACGCAGUGGGAUUCACAUACGGCAGUGAUUAUUAUGACCCAUCAGAGCCAACGGAGGAAGAGGAGCCAUCCAAACAAAGAGAAAAAAUUGAGACUGAAAAUCCUGAAGAAAACGAGGAGCCAUUUGUUGCCCCAUUGGGAUUGAAUGUGCCAUCUGACGUGGAACUGCCCCCAACAGCCAAGAUGCAUGCCAUCAUCGAGCGUACAGCCAACUUCGUGUGCAAGCAGGGUGCGCAGUUUGAGAUCAUGCUGAAGGCGAAGCAGGCCCGAAACUCCCAGUUUGAUUUUCUGCGCUUUGACCACUACCUCAACCCUUACUACAAAUUCAUCCAGAAGGCCAUGAAAGAAGGACGCUACACGGUCCUAGCGGAAAGAAAGAGCGAGGAGAAAAGGAAGUCAGGCAGCUCUGAUCACGAUGACGAUGAGGAUGAGGAUGAUGGGGAAUACCUACACCCGUCUCUCUUUGCCUCUAAGAAGUGCGAUCGCCUGGAAGAGCUGAUGAAGCCUCUGAAGGUGGUGGACCCGGAUCACCCCCUGGCCAUGCUCGUCCGCAAAGCCCAGGCUGACAGCCCGGCCCCCACCCCACCUGCUGCGGAAGGCACUGCCACGCAGCCCUCCCAGGUGGAGUAUGCUGCUGACUCAACUGUGGCAGCCAUGUACUACAGUUACUACAUGCUGCCCGAUGGCACCUACUGCCUGGCCCCUCCACCGCCAGGAGUGGACGUCGCCACCUACUACAGCACCCUGCCUGCGAGGGUGGCUGUCUCCAGCUCCGGUGGUGUGACAACCACAGCGCCACCCCCACCGGGGACCACACCACCGCCACCCCCAACCACGGCAGAGACAAGCAGUGUGGUGACCGCCACCACUAUCACCACAAGUGCCCUGGCCCCAGGGGCCGCCAUCAUUCCCCCCCCACCGGACAUCCAGCCCGUCAUUGACAAGCUAGCUGAGUAUGUGUCUCGGAACGGCCUGAGAUUUGAGACCAGCGUUCGGGCGAAGAAUGACCAGAGAUUCGAGUUCCUGCAGCCAUGGCACCAGUACAACGCCUACUACGAGUUCAAAAAACAGUUCUUCCUCCAGAAAGAGGGCAGGGAAAGCGCCAAGACCGCAGCAGCCUCCGAGGAGGCAUCCACACAGUCUGUGCCUGACAACCCCAGUGAGGCUGGGGAGGAUGGUGCACCUGAUGACGUGGUGGACGGGUCAGGCCGAGGAGGCUCCGGGGGGCGGAAAGAGGCAGCCUCUGGCAAGACGCUGGCGGACGGCAAGCUCGUGAAAGCCUCAUUCGCUCCCAUCAGCUUUGCCAUUAAGGUUAAGGAAAAUGACUUGCUCCCUCUGGAGAAGAAUCGUGUGAGGCUGGACGAUGACAGCGACGAGGACGAUGAGAGCAGGGAAGGGCAGGAGAAUGUGGGCAAUGCCGCCACCCCCCACCCACCUGUCACCCUGCCUCCUGUGGUGGUGGAAGAGAAGAAGCCGCAGCUCACUCAGGAGGAGUUGGAAGCCAAACAAGCCAAGCAGAAGCUGGAGGAUCGGCUGGCAGCAGCUGCCCGGGAGAAGCUGGCGCAGGCGUCGAAGGAGUCAAAGGAGAAACAACUUCAGGCAGAGCGGAAGAGGAAGGCUGCCCUGUUCCUGCAGACCCUGCGCAGCCCCGUGCCUGACACCGAGGUUGGCAGGGCCGAGGAAAGUCCCUGCAGUGUGGAGGAAGCCUCUGUGGCGCCCUGUCCUCUGCUGACUGGGGCCAGGUCCCUUCCGGCCAUGGAUGCCAAGCCCCCCGAAGUGCCCCCAAGCAGAAGCAGAGACCCACCCCGAGAGGAGGAGAGAGAGAAGAGGAAGAAGAAGCACAAAAAGCGUUCCCGGACUCGGUCGCGCUCCCCCAAGUACCACUCCUCGGCCAAGUCCAGGUGCCGGUCCCACUCCAAGGCCAAGCACUGCCUUCCCAGUGCCUACCGGACUGCACGGCGCUCCAGGUCCCGGUCCCCUCGGAGAAGAGCUCAUUCCCCCGAGAGACGGAGGGAAGAGAGGAGCGUUCCCACCGCCUACCGGGUGAGCAACAGCCCCGGAGUCAGUAGGAAGCGCACCCGGUCCAGAAGCCCCCAUGAGAAGAAGAAGAAGCGGCGUUCUCGGUCAAGAACCAAGUCCAAGGCCAGGUCUCGGUCCCUGUCCCCAAGCAAGCCGGCCCCGUGCCGGCACUCGGCCAGCAUCUCUCCCGUGGAGAGCCGGGGCUCCAGCCAGGAACGCUCCAGGGGGGUCUCUCAGGAAAAGGAUGGGCAGAUCUCCUCAGCGAUCGUAUCCUCUGUACAGAGCAAAAUCACUCAGGACCUCAUGGCCAAAGUCAGAGCAAUGCUCGCAGCUUCCAAAAACAUGCAGACCAGUGCCUCCUGAGACGGCGGGGCCCCUCCCUGACUCCCCAGACUCUGCGGUUUUGUAAAGUCACUUUUGACGACGUUUUCAGUUUAAGGGUUUCGACCAGCAGCCUCCUCACCUGUAUAUUUGUAAAUACUAUCAUGUUUCUGUGGAAAUGUAUGAUGGAAUAAAUGGGAAACACCGUUUUUUU